AUGGCUCCCACCGUCCAAGACCUCAUUCUCCUCUUUCAACUUUUCUUUCCUUCCGACCUCUCAUUGGAAGCAGCAUUUCAUCUGAUCAGCAUCAUCUUCUCGCUGUACCCGCUCCUUUGGCUACACCAUAGCCAACAACGCGAGCCUCGACAGCCCAGCCAAACAGCUUGGAUGACUAGUAUUUGGGACACUCUUUUCCAUUUCCUGGCACCAGCAAAAGACGACUUGCGAGCACUGGUUCCUGAACUUGAUCUAACCGAAGAAUACACUAACAAGAUCGUUGGCGAUCUUGACUAUCUGCUCCAGAUGUUCGGAUCUGACCCACGGGAUCUGACUGUAGACGGAGAACCUCCCAAGUUUCCUGCCUCGCGGAUUGUCCUGUGUACAAGCCGGCUGUCUUGCAUCUUCUGCCCAGUUGGAGACUUAAACCUGCAUCCGACUUUGCGUAAACAGAAGAAAGUCGGGUCGCGACCCGACGACCCGGGUCUCAACCCGGGUCACGUCAGGUGCAUUGACACUCCCCCAGGUCGGGUCGGGCAAAAUCCCUCGACCCGACCCACCUCUGACCCGACCCGACCUGCCUCUGACCCGAUCCGACCCGACCCGGAACAACACUAG
Molecule: messenger RNA, 618 nt
Organism: Mycena citricolor
Lineage: Eukaryota; Fungi; Basidiomycota; Agaricomycetes; Agaricales; Mycenaceae
Source: the annotation of a GenBank genome assembly